CAGCUGCUGUGCUUGCUCAACCAGUGUUUCCUGUCUUCCUCCACUAGCCUCCCCAAAAUGUCGUCUGUCAGAAUAACCCAAAAGUCCUACAGGAGCAGCACCUCUGCUCCCCCUCGCACCUUCAGCAGCCGUUCCUACACGUCUGGCCCCGUGGGCAGCACCAGGGUGAGCUCGUCCUACUCCAGCUAUAGUGGGAGCAGGUAUGGAGGAGGCAGCAUGCGGGGACCAUCGAUGGGCUACGGACUCGGCGCCGGGGGUGGCAUCACCGCCGUCAGCGUCAACCAGAACCUGUUGGCACCCCUAAACCUGGAGAUCGACCCCAACCUCCAGCACGUGCGGACGCAGGAGAAGGAGCAGAUCAAGACCCUCAACAACAAAUUCGCCUCCUUCAUCGACAAGGUCCGCUUCCUGGAGCAGCAGAACAAGAUGCUGGAGACCAAGUGGGGCCUGCUGCAGGGCCAGAAGACCACCCGCAGCAACAUGAACAGCAUGUUUGAGGCCUACAUCAACAACCUGCGCAGGCAGCUGGAUGGCCUGGGCCAGGAGAAGCUCAAGCUGGAGGCUGAGCUGGGUAACAUGCAGGGCCUGGUGGAGGACUUCAAAAACAAGUACGAGGAUGAAAUCAAUCAUCGCACUGAGAAGGAGAAUGAAUUUGUCCUGCUUAAGAAGGAUGUGGACGAGGCUUACAUGAACAAGGUGGAGCUGGAGUCCCGGCUGGAAAGCCUGACUGACGAGAUCAACUUCCUGAGGCAGCUAUAUGACGAGGAGCUGCGUGAGCUGCAGUCCCAGGUCUCUGACACCUCUGUGAUCCUGACCAUUGAUAACAACCGCAAGCUGGACCUGGACAGCAUCAUCGCGGACGUUAGAGCGCAGUACGAGGAGAUGGCCAACAGGAGCCGGGUGGAGGCUGAGAACGUAUAUAAGACCAAGUACGAGGAGGUCCAGGCGGUGGCGGGCAAGCACGGGGACGACCUCCGUAACACCAAGACUGAGAUCAACGAGCUCAACAGAAUGAUCCACCGGCUGCAGUCAGAGAUUGAUGCCCUGAAAGGCCAGCGUGCCAGCUUGGAAGCAGCCAUUACUGAGGCCGAGGAGCGCGGUGAGAUGGCCGUCAAAGAUGCCAGUGCCAAGCUGGCUGAGCUGGAGGCUGCCCUGCAGAGAGCCAAGCAGGAUAUGGCCCGCCAGCUGCGGGAGUACCAGGAGCUGAUGAAUGUCAAGCUGGCCCUGGAUAUCGAGAUCGCCACCUACAGGAAGCUGCUGGAAGGAGAGGAGAGCAGGCUGGAGUCUGGGAUGCAAAACAUGAGCAUUCAGACCAAGACGACCGGCUAUUCAGGUGGGCUUGGCAGUGCAUAUGGUGGUUACGGGGGAGGAUACAGCAGCUCAUACUCGAGUGGCAGCUAUUCCCUGAAUUCCCCCAUACUGGAGAGCUCGCCUCUCACCAGGUCAAAGGCCGUCGUGAUCAAGAAAAUUGAGACCAGGGAUGGGAAACUGGUGUCUGAGACCUCAGACGUCCUGUCCAACUGAGCAGCCACCGGAUGAGCCUCCACAGCUUAAAAGUGCCUUUAAGAGAUGAGUCUUUCCUGAUCAGCUGGGCCGCUACGACUCUGGGGGAGACUGGGGCAAGGGCUGGAACCCAGAAUCCCCCACCCCGAACCCAGCAGCGUUUGCAAAUUCUCUUGUGAUAAUCGAUGAGUCAUCUGAUGCCCCAGAUGCUCCCCCUACCUGUCCCUCUCCUCCUUCAGGCAUGGGGGGAGGAAGUGUUGAGAAUCCACCUAUUAGAGUCCAGAUGGCCAGGUUUCCAUCCCUUAGUCCUUUCUCUUUCCCUUGCUGCUCCAUUCAGCGCUGUCUCAGCUUGGAAGCCUGACUCAGGCCUGGACCAAGCAUUUCAACUGGUGUCGCCCACAGCUGUUGAGCUGCCUUCUCACAGAUGCAGAGAGUUAUAAAUGCGCCCCGUGGCAUGGCCCUCAUGUGGUGCUGCCAGAAUGCCAACAACAUGGCAUCAUGACGUCCCUCUCUGCCCCGAGAUUAGAGCCAAGGGGAAUUGGUCUGGGUCCCAACACCCCAGGCUCUGAGGUUGUUGGAAAAUGGGGUCUUGAUUGUUACAAACGUCCUCAAUCUCUUUUAUGGCAGUGGGUCCCAAACUAUGGGGUGUGCCCCCCCCAGGGGGGUGCAGAGAAAUAUUUGGGGGGUGGUGUAGCAAGGCCUGAGCCCACCCCAACCCCCACAAGGGGUGGGGAGGAAGCGCCACCCAGCCCCUUUCUACCCCAGCUCCAUUCUGGCCCUGCCCCCAGCUGCAUUUCUGACCUUGGCCCGUGACCGUGGCCCCACUCCUGGCCACAGCCCCCAACCGCAGCCUUGCUGCAAACCAAGUAAGGGGGGCGGAGGUGUGCCAAAAAAGUUCAGGGACCGGUGUCAUAUGGCCACAUGAUGCCAGGACCUUAACUGUCAGUCCACUGCUUUGUGACUCUCUUCAUUGCCAUGACAUGAGACCUCUGGGUGGCUGGGAGGGAGGAAAAGGGUGUUUUCUCCCUCCCAAUUAUCUGGGGGAGGUGAUGGGUGGGGGAAGUUUCCAGUUCUGUUCCCACUGGGUCAGCAAUCAAGGCUCCUCCCCAGCUUGGGCAUGUCCGGUUCAAUGCUUUGUCAGCACAACUGUGAGCAAAAUCUUUGAUGGUGGAACUAAAGCACUGAGGCCAACUCUGUGAAAUGUGUGAUUCUUCCUUUCUCUCCCAGCCCCUCCACCUCCUUGCGAGCAGGGUGUGGGUGUGACUGUAAGCGACAUUAUCUCUCUUUCCUCCUUCUGCAGUACAAUGUUCAGUUGAUAGAGAUUGAAGCUGUGUUGGCUUUUUCUUCUCUCAUUCCCCUCCCCACGGAGGGCCGUACUUUCUCCAUUUUCUCAAUAAAGCUGUUACUGAUA
This is a messenger RNA of Chelonoidis abingdonii (Abingdon island giant tortoise), 2914 nucleotides long. RefSeq names its product keratin 8 (gene KRT8). Gene Ontology annotation, cellular component: keratin filament. The record is from RefSeq and is a predicted model, not a curated record. NCBI's taxonomy places the organism in Eukaryota, Metazoa, Chordata, Testudines, Testudinidae.